GCCAGCUCUUACCUCUUUAAGAAGCCGAGACGAGUGAGGGGAAAGCAAAACCUCGCCUUUAAUGACGACUCUGGAAGAUUUGAAACGAGCUGUCGAGGAGUAGCAAUCUGGCAGAAGCUGCAGAGAGGAGUAAGUUCAUCAUGAUCCCCUGAACCAACCAGGCGAGGAGAGUUUGCUGCAUCCUCGCUCCUCGCCUGGCCCUGCCACUGAUGAUCGUCGUCACCAUCUCUCCAGAGGAGGAGAAUCAAGACGCUGCUGCUUCUGCUGAGAGCACUUCCACUGGACCGCGGAAUUCUGCGUUGCAAGUUCGAGAGACACACUGCUGGAUACAUGCCGCGCUGUUAAAAAAAGAGGAAGACAAGCUAGGCGAGAAGGAAGGUGGAUGGGAAACCAAAGUUUUUAAUGUGCACAGUGCUCGACAAGCGUCUCACUGCCCCCACCGGGGGCGGGUCCGGGACGCAGGCAACAAAGCGAAGAAGCUCAGCACAAAUCUUGUAAGAUUUGAUGUUUUGGUGUUCUUGGGGAGUGGUACUUGUGCGUGGUGGCUGGCCUGCAGCCUGGGCACACACUAGAAGCAGAUUUCGUGAGCUUUGUCGCUCACCAACAACGCGGAAGAUCUUCGUCAAAAAGAGGUGCGAAGAAAGAACGAAAAAAAAAGUUUUAUACUUAUAGAGAGGAAGCUUGUCCUUCCUCUGACAACAAAAUGUGCGUAGAACCAUUGUUGCAGCUCUUUGUUUCUUUCAUUUUCUUACUAUUAUUAUUAUUAUUAUUU
Molecule: messenger RNA, 772 nt
Organism: Selaginella moellendorffii
Lineage: Eukaryota; Viridiplantae; Streptophyta; Lycopodiopsida; Selaginellales; Selaginellaceae
Exons: 4
Coding region: 210-572 (120 amino acids)
Source: RefSeq, a predicted model, not a curated record